This is a messenger RNA of Peromyscus californicus insignis, 5145 nucleotides long. RefSeq names its product FERM and PDZ domain containing 1 (gene Frmpd1). The record is from RefSeq and is a predicted model, not a curated record. Gene Ontology annotation, biological process: signal transduction. The transcript has 17 exons. Gene Ontology annotation, molecular function: protein binding. Lineage: Eukaryota; Metazoa; Chordata; Mammalia; Rodentia; Cricetidae. Gene Ontology annotation, cellular component: cytoskeleton. The coding region runs from base 328 to 5016 and encodes 1562 amino acids.
CAUCCCCCCCCCAAUUCAGACUUGCCCAGUUUGUCUUUGACUCCAAGGGGUGGGUCCCAGCUCUCAGAACUUAGGGGUCAGGAGGAGUACCAGCUCACAUGCCCAUUCUCUCCAUUCAAGUUUGUAGUUCUCUCCUCCCUACCAAAGUCAGAGAAAUCCGGCUGCAGCUCUUCGAUAGUGAAGACACAGCAUACUCUACGGAAGGUCUGUGGGCCACAGAUUCUCAGGCUUCUUCAUCCCACUCUUUGCCUUCAUUCCUGAAGACUAUCUUUGCUAGGUAUGAAAAUCCAAGUUGAUGCUGACUUUCCUUCAGCACUUACAAGGUAAAUGGAAGAGCUGGAGGGCAGUUUAUCCCAGACUCGGAGAGCACACAGAAUAGAACAAAUGGUUACAAGAUGGCUUCGGCGCUCCCGGGACAGCUCAGCCCGGGCUAAAGUUGCUGCAGCUGAUGGGCCACCCGGGAACCCAGCCCAGGCUCUCACGACAGUGAGGCACACCGUAACACUCGACAAGGAUGCCCUCCUCCAGAACUAUGGAUUUCACAUUUCCGAGACACUUCCUCUCACAGUGGUGGCUGUCACGGCAGGUGGCUCCGCUCAUGGCAAGCUUUUUCCUGGCGAUCAGAUUCUCCAAAUGAACAACGAGCCAGCUGAAGACCUUUCCUGUGAACGAGCAGUCGAUAUUCUCAGGGAAACUGAAGAUGCUCUUUCAAUUACAGUUGUCCGCUGCACAUCGGGAACUCCCAAGUCAUCCUUCUUGACGGAGGAGAAGAGGGCCCGGCUGAAGACCAACCCUGUGAAGGUGCACUUUGCUGAGGAGGUGCUGGUCAGUGGACACAGCCAGGGGAACUCUCUGCUGUGUAUGCCCAAUGUGCUCAAGGUGUACCUGGAGAAUGGACAGACCAAAGCGUUCAAGUUUGAGGCAAACACAACUGUGAAGGACAUCAUUCUCACAGUGAAGGAGAAACUGUCCAUCCGAAGUAUCGAGUACUUUGCACUGGCCCUGGAGGAGCAGUACAGCAUCUCCCGCCUACACCUACUGCAUGAGGAGGAGCUCAUCCAGCAGGUAGUGGAAAGGGAAGAAUCGCAGGACUCCCGCUGCCUCUUCAGGGUGUGUUUUGUUCCCAAGGACCCCCUGGACCUGCUGAAAGAAGACCCUGUGGCUUUUGAGUAUCUCUACUUGCAGAGUUGCAGUGACGUACUCCAGGAGCGCUUUGCUGUGGAGAUGAAGUGCAACUCUGCUCUCCGGCUUGCAGCCCUGCAUAUCCAGGAGCGGAUGUAUGCCUGUGCCCAGCCACAGAAGAUCUCACUGAAGUACAUAGAGAAAGACUGGGGAAUAGAGAAUUUUAUAUCUCCGACUUUACUCCGAAAUAUGAAAGGCAAAGACAUCAAGAAAGCCAUUAGUUUCCACAUGAAGAGGAACCAGAAUUUGCUGGAACCCCGACAAAAGCAACUUAUUUCUGCUGCUCAGCUGCGCUUAAAUUAUCUUCAGAUCCUUGGGGAACUCAAGACAUAUGGUGGGAAAGUCUUCAAUGCUACCCUGAUGUUACAGGAUAGAGAAUCCUACAUUGCCCUUCUAGUUGGAGCCAAGUAUGGCAUUAGUCAGAUUAUCAACAGCAAACUCAACAUCGUGUCCACACUCGCGGAGUUUGCUAACAUCAGUCGCGUGGAGCUGACAGAAGAAUCCGAGAAAGUGAGCAUGGUCAAGGUGUAUCUUCAAGACAUUAAGGUUCUGACUCUGUUGCUGGAAUCCAACAGUGCAAAAGACCUGGCGUGCUUGAUUGCUGGGUACUACAGGCUGUUUGUGGACCCGGCUAGCUCUGUUUUCCUCUGGUCUGGAAACAGACAGCAGAUUCACCGAGUGUCUGCUGAAGAAGGCUACGAGUCUAGGGCCUGCAGUGACUCGGAGGAGUCCUCUGAAGUGGAUUGCGUACUGGAGCCCCUGUCUGACCGGCGCCUGGUGAAGCUGAGCCUCUGUAGACCAUUCGUUAGAGAGGAGCAGCCCCCUGGAGACAGUCCCACAGCUGAGGCGAGCAGGAGAGGCCCGAGUACCUGCGGGGCCAGCAGCAUGACGGACAGUGCUGAGUCCGAGGCAUCUGACUCAGCCAACACCGAGAGCCGAGGCUGCAGGACCAGUGGCUCCAGUGAGUCCAUGGAUGCUCUGGAAGAGGACGACUUAGAUGCCUGCUCCUCCAGCGGGACCAGCUUCUUUCACUUUGGCCCACCAGGCUUCUCAAAGGAUCUUGAUACCAACAGCCAAGAGGAAAAAAGUAGGAUCGGGACCAGGGGUUUCCUGUGUUUGCUGGACCUAGCCCAGGAUGCCAACCCUCAAUGCCAGCAGAUCGAGUGUCCCCAGGGCCUAGCUUCAGGGGCCUGCAGCUGGGGACCGGAACUGAGCAUGGGCAGGCUAGACCCCAGGUUGUAUGAGGGCAGCCGGACUGACUACUACAGCCUGUGUUCCAGCAUCUCCCCAGGCAGCCACCUGAGUGACAGCUCAGGGAGCACAGCUUCGCGGCAGGGAGCGGCACCGCCACCGCCACCGCCACCACCGUGGUGCCAGCAGGGCUGGAUGGAGGCUCAGCCUGGCUCCAUGCUGGAAACCCUGGCCCUGCACCCACUGCCACUGCCGGCCUUUGAGGACGGCAGCUCAGAUGAGGAAUACUAUGAUGCAGCGGACAAGCUCACACCCCCAGACACACUCUCAGGGCCCAGAGCUGCCGAUCUUAGUGCCGAGAGAUUGCAGAGUCAGUCUAGAACCCGUGGCUCCGAGGAAAGCCUGCAUCCAGGACCAGAGGGAGGAGAGCCAAGCAGGCGGGGAGGGGUGAAGAAGUACGCCAAGACACUGAGGAAAAGAAGGUCCUUCCUACAGACAGACCACACCUCCCAGGUCUCCUUCCCCCUGGAGCCAUCAGCCUCCCAGGAGAACAUGGAUGACGUGUGCUACUAUGACAGAGAGCCCUACCUGAAACUCGCUGCCCCUUCCCCAACUGUGUCCUCCUGGCAGGACGUGCAAGGGGAGCCAGGCCUCCUGGAGACCAAGGCCUUGGGGUUGCUGGCUUCCCUGAGGGAGACAAAGAGCAAAAAUCCAGCCUCCAGGAUCAUGGAGAUGGAGCCAGAGACCAUGGAAACCAAGUCAGUCGUUGACUCCCGUGUGUCUUCUAUCUCUGCCAUUCGCCUCCGAAUUGACCCCGGCAAUACAGAGAAUCUGGGGACUACUCCGUUGGCUGUCGCCAUCGACAGCUCCUCAGCAAGCACCCCCCAGAACCCUCACAAUUCGAACCCAGAUUCAUCCAGCCCACAGGCCGCUCAGAUCAGGCCUUUCCAAAUCUUAUCCCCAUUUCAAGACCUAGAUGGUACUACCCCCAAAGAACUCGCCCCAGAGCCUGAGGAUAGCACCUUCCCUCUCUCUGGUGCUAACCCUAAUCCAGACAGCCCAGGGCCACAUCCUCUCCCUCAAGGAGACACAUCAGAGCCGGAAGGGGUCCAAUCAGAAAUGGAAUCGGAAUCUUUUUUAGUGAAUCAUAUACAACAGGGUACCCCCAGAUUCACAGGGUCCUUGUCUCCUGGAGAUGGGACAACCCAUGGUGAGUGUGGCGUGAGUUCAGAAGGGACUGCCUUUGCUUCAGAAGAGGGGCAACAAGGACAGCUGUCUUUGGGAAGUGACAGUGAAGUUACAUACAAAAAUGGACCCAACUUAUUUCAGGAGGAAUUUGAGGAGGGCUCAGAUAACGUUUCACCAGCUCUUGAUGUUAACGCUCCAGCUGAUGAAAUAAUGGGCUCCCUCCCUUCAGAGGCUCCUGGAACAUGGACAGAACAGACCCUGUCCUUCUCCCUCAAAGACUCCCAAGGGAAACAGAGAGAAGCCGUGGGCCAAGAACAGGAGCUGUUGGCAGAAUUGGACUUGGGCCCUGAUUUCUUACUUGGGGGGCAGACCGCUCCAUCAGCCUUCCCUCCAGAGAGGGUCAAGGCAGAGCAGCUUAACCAUGUGAUGGGGGAAGACACAGACCCUGUGGACACUCCUCCGCAAGUCUGUGUCCAUACAGUACCUUCCCUGCCAAAGCUUCCACCAUGUCAAGAGGAGCCCCGCUCGGCAGAUUCAGGCCACGGCUCACCAUCAGAAAGCAAAGGUGACAGUCCGAUCAUCUGCCUUCCGCCUGAGAGGUCUUUCCUGUGUUUUGCCCCAGAGAGCCAUCCUGAAGGCUCCCCAAGUCUUGGCAAGGCCACCUCCUUGGGUUUCGCUGGCAUGAACGACGUGGUGCCUGCCGGGAUUGGCCUGGAACAUUGCAGAUGCCACUUCUCCUAUGCCGCGUGCUUUCGAGGCCUGCAGCCAGAGACAGAGGAGGAAGAUGGGGACCCACAGACACACCCUGUGGCCCCCCUUACCUCACCACCCUCUGCAGGAACCCAGGUGACUCUGCCCUGGAGGCCAGCCCGUGCCUACAGCUGCACCACACCCCUGUCCAGGAAGAGCCACAUAUGGCCAGAGUACUGCACCAGGGCUCUGAGACAGCUGAAAACUGCCCCUGCAAGUGCCCCGGAGGGCUUUGUCCAACUCACGGAGAGCCUGCUGGAGCUACAGGACAUUCUAGAAGCUUCCUGGGGGGUUGGGAACAAACACCCCACUGAGAAGUGCACCUGGCACUUUUCAGAAAGCCGGAGCCGCCUGUGCAUGGGCUCCCAGAAGCUGCUCUCCAGCUGUCAGCAUGUGAUCAGAAUGGACCAAUCCCCCGAGGAGAUGCAGAGUGCUGUGCGCGUCACCUUCCAGCACCUGGUCCAGCUGGCUGGCCUCUGCUUCCAGUUUACAGACUGCAGCCGCUGCUCCACCCGGCACAAGGAGGUGGCCGGGAACCUGAGGGACGUGGUAUAUACCUACCACCAGUUUGUGGAGGCCGCAAAACUGACCUGUGAGAGAGGCUACCAGGACCUCAGUGUGAAACUCUUGGCUCGCCAAUGCACAGCCCUCACAGCUGCCGUGUUCUGUUUGACCCAGAAGUUCCGGGCAUCCACUGCUCUGUGAACAGGUCACUUACCCAGGGCUCCUUUACCCUGCCUGGAAAGUUCUCCAAGAAGCCUCGUCUAGUUCUCCACCCACCCCCUUCAAAUGUUUACUAUAUAGAGUAUUCGAAUAAACUGCUGCUUAAUCCUA